AUGAGACGGCGGUGGAGUCGUCAGCUAAGUGAAGUUGACGGAGACAGACCUUCCAUUACAAUACCAGAAGAAGAAUACAAAGCUGGGCUAAAUGAAAGCGAGAACAACCUCCAUGGUAGAGUCCUUUGGCCAAAAGGAUCUACACCACUCACGGUGGCGGCGAUUCGAGUGAAGCUUUCUAAGAUUUGGCCGGAAGUUAAAAACUGGGGAAUGUUGUUUCUUGGCAAAGGUUAUUAUGAGCUCACUUUCUCAAGUGCAGAGGAUAUGAGGAGAGUCAGAGCUCCAGGUUCUAUAAAUCUGAGUCCAGGUACGAUGAAACUCUUUGCUCAGACAAAAGAUUUCAAUCCGUCUUUGCAACAUAACACGGUUGCUCAAGUUUGGGUUCGUUUCUUUGGGAUUUCCCAAGAGUAUUUGCGACCUCGAAUUCUUUUCGCCAUUGCAAGUUAUGUAAGAACCCCUAUAUGCAUUGUUGUUGCUCUUAUAAAUCUCGAGUAG
This is a messenger RNA of Vicia faba (fava bean), 495 nucleotides long. The record is from the annotation of a GenBank genome assembly. Lineage: Eukaryota; Viridiplantae; Streptophyta; Magnoliopsida; Fabales; Fabaceae.